This is a messenger RNA of Salpingoeca rosetta, 6117 nucleotides long. RefSeq lists its product as uncharacterized. The coding region runs from base 1 to 6117 and encodes 2038 amino acids. The record is from RefSeq and is a predicted model, not a curated record. NCBI's taxonomy places the organism in Eukaryota, Choanoflagellata, Craspedida, Salpingoecidae. The transcript is spliced from 12 exons.
AUGAUGAUGGCUGGGCUGUUGUGGGGUCCUCGCAGUCGGCCCGCCCCUGCAGCAGCUCUAACCUGCGACGGCACCACCCUGGGUUGGUGCAAUGAUGCCACAGCCUCCGGCUUCAACCUCACAGUAAAUGCGCUGCCGCCUGCAGCGUUCAUCGGGCAGUACUUUGGCGCGGACGGCGUAUCUGUUGUUGGUGCGGGUCCGCCGCCCUGCUACCCCAUAUCCCAUCGCCCAGAUGAGCACGUGCAGUUUGAGCUGUCAUCCAACGAGCCCGACACCACAUUUCAAUGCCGCCUCCUCCCCUUUGACCACGCGCGAGGAUUCUUUCCCGGCGCACCGGACAUAUGGUCCGCCAACAACACGCGCACGUGGCUGCUCGACCUGCAACACACGCUGAAACAACAGGAACAACAAGGACAAGAGGGAGGUGCCGUGGAUAACACACGCGCACUUCUGCUCUCCGCCAUCACCAUUGCGUUGGCAAAUGGCAUGACAGCUGCCGAUAUCACGACGGCUGCAACCGUUUCUACCGCUGAUGAUGAUGAUGGUGCAUUGCGCCUCCUCGCUCGCCGCAUCGCCCUGCAGACAACCCCGUUUGUCGCCUGCGGUGCCAACAGCGACAGCGAUGGCACAGGCACCACACCACCCGGCUCAUCAUCAUCAUCAUCAUCAUCAUCAUCAUCAUCAUCAUCAUCGUCGUCGUCGUCGUCGACGACGCUUGUUCGGUACCACCACCUGCAGUUGCAGCAUGGCGUGAUGCGGUUUGAGGCGCGAGCACUCGACACGGCCGGUAACACGGGCGACGCCGCGGCGUAUGUGUGGUUCGUUGAUGGCGAUGCGCCCCGGGUUGGUGUGUCCACAGCGCACCAUCGCACGAACACAAGUCUGCUCGACACGACAUUCGCCGUCACGGAGACGGUCGUCGACGCAAUGUUCACCGACCACACAGCAUCGACGUGGGACUGCAACCGCUAUUCGUUCCAGAUCAAACUCGAGGGCGAAAUCAUCGCGCCCUUCUUGGCGGACACGGCGCGAUUUGUGCCGCGUGGUUCGUUCAGUGAUGACGUCAAUGCUUACAACAUCACCAAGUACGACUACCGCGCCCUGUCAACUGUCCUUACACCGGUCCUCCCCGGCGAAACGCGCGCGUUUACGCUCUCGGUCGCCGCACGCGAUGUUGCUGGAAACACUGGCAGCGAACAGGCCCUCACCAUUAUCGUCGAUCGCGACCCUGCCGAUGCGUUCGUGACAUCAUCGUUAUCGUCCUCCUCCUCCUCCUCCUCCAUCAUCUCUCCGCUCGCAUCGCCGCCACUCGAGUUCUUCUCGGACGAGGAGGGCAGUACGCGCGGUAUUGCAUACGCGUGCGCCAUCAACCCAACAACAACGGGAACAACAGGAACAACGGGAACACCAGGAACAGCUGCCAGUGGACGCCUCGUGUGGCCGUGCACCCUCACGUCGCUCCUGUCAACCCUCCUCACCGCCCACAACGACAAUGAUAGCACCAACGACAACACGGCCGGCGCUGCUUCUCCCAUGCGCAUCACAGUCGCUGCUGUCGAUGAAGCGCACGCAAUCCCAUCAGCAUCCCUUUCCCAAACAUCGUCGUCGUCGUCAUCACGGCAGCAGCAGGUGGCCAGCGCGGUUGUCACUGUAGACACGACGGCGCCAACAGCGGUGCUCAUAUCCACACCGCCGGCACGCGUGUCCCGCAGCACAACUGCCGCAUUUCAAUUGCAGGCGAGCGAACUGGCCCGGUUUUCCAUCACCCUCCAGCAACAACAACAGCAGCAGCAACAACAGGAUGGUGGUGGUGGUGGUGUCAUCACGCGGCAGGUCAUGCACACGGUGGAAGCCGUGUCCAGUCCGAACCAAGGAGCAGGACUCGUCUCGCGUGCGAGCGUGGUCCUCCCUGCGGGUAUAGGGUCCACACAGCCGCUGGCCGACGCGCAGUACACGCUGCUGGUAACGCCCAUCGACCUUGCAGGCAACACGGGCGCAACCCUCCGCAUCACAUGGACGGUGGACACGCAACCGCCUCUCGUCAGCGUUGCCGCGGUUGGCAGCUGGCUGCCCAGCACAGGGGCGGGCCGAACCGCCAUCACGACAGCAUCAUUUGCGCUCACAGCGGUGGAGGACCCGUUUGUGUCGUUCCAGUGCGCACUCGAGUGCGUGCAGGCAUUUUCGUGCCCGCAAUCGCCGUGCACGCAUCCGGGCGGCUCCAUCACCGACGCCAGCGCAACGGUGAGUGGUGACGGCAGCGGCUGCGCUGUUGGCGAUGAGGAGCUGCAGCCGUGCUCCGCGUCACUCGUCAUCACGGGCGUGCCUGAGGGGACGCACGUGCUGUGGGUGCGGGCUGUGGAUGGCGCCGGGAACGUGGGCGACACGACAAUGGUGGAGUGGGUGGUGGACACGACGCCGCCGACUGCGACAAUCGACACGACACCUGGCGUUGCGCCAGCGAGGAGAAGUGCGGCCUCCUCUGUUUCGUUCUCCAUCGACGUGGACGAGACGCUCUCCACGCUCCAGUGUCUUCUCGUCAACGCAACACGGGCAGCCCAACUCAAGACAACAGCAGCAGCAGCAGCAGCAGGUGGAGGUGGAGGACAGGGCAGUGCUGCUGGUGAUGGCGAUGGCAACGGUGGUGGUGGUGGUGAUGCACUGGCGACAUGGGGAUGGGAGGUGUGCACGUCACCAGUCGCUUACGACGGAUUGGCUGAGGGAGAUUAUGUGUUGUUCACACGAGCGAUUGACGCAGCAGGAAAUGUCCAGGGACAGCCAACCAGUGCUGCUGGUGCUGGUGCUGGUGUGGAUGGUGAGACGAGCAGUGUCCUGGUGGGUGCAUGGGAUGAGUUUUCAUUCACCAUCGACACGACCGCACCUCAUGCCACCAUCUCCUCCGUGGCUUCCUCAUCGUCGUCGUCGUCGUCGUCGUCGUUGUCGUCGUCAGUGCCUGUUGUGACGCGUGAUGUUGUGCGGUCGUUGACGGUCGCCUUCUCCGAGCAGCUGUCAUCGCUUGCCUGCAAGCAUUGUUACGCAGUUGGGGGCGUGACGAGCGAUGAUGCAACCUGUCGCCCUGCGACAACGUGCGACUUUGCAACGGGCACCAUCGCAGCUGUCGCUGCAGGUGUUGCUGGGGAGCCCACGCUCGCCAUCACCAACAACGGCACCGCCCUCGUGUCGUGCAUGCAGGCAUUUGAACGCGGCUGCAACGUGCAGGAUCCAAGUGUACCGGGCACACCGACAUGCCCGCUUGGAUUUCUGCACGUGUGCGGGGUGACGCAGCUAUCGUACAGCGCCACGUGCAACGCGUUUUCGGAUGAGCAGCAGCAGCGUGCGUGCGUUGAGGAGAACACAUACACACACUGGAUCGAACUCACGCUCACAGACGUCGCCGGAAACACCGCAACACAGCGCAUCGACACCUGGAUCUUCGACAUGUACAAACCGGCUGUCCGUGUCAGCGCACAGCUUCCAUCAUCAUCGUCCUCCUCCUCGUCUCUGCAGUUGACGCAGCCAUUCUUCGAUGCCGUACAACAGGACUUUGCCACCGGUAUUCCACAGCUCGCGUUUGCAUCCGCACCGACCGUUAUCAACGUCACCAUCACCAGCGCCCCGUCAGAAGGGUACGCCCGUCCAAACACAUCCACAACCUCAGCCAUCAUCGACAACAACACCAACGGUGAUGGGGGUGAUGGUACGGCAUUGUCGACUCGAUUGGCAUUUGAGUGUCGACUGCAGACACCCGUCGCAACCAUUGCCAUUGCGCCCUGCGCGGCCACGACUGCCGUCCCCGCUGACCUCGUCACGGGUGGCGGGUACUAUUCGCUGAUUGUCACGCCCGUGGAUGAAGCCGGCAACGCUGGAACAGCCGUUCACACAGAUUGGCUCAUUGUGGAAGACGAGACGCGCGUGUACGUGGACGAGAGUGCGUCUGAUGUUUGGGUGAAAGGCACGUCGGCCUCCAUCGAGCUUGCAUGCAACCACCCACUCUGCUCGUUCCAAUGCAGAAUUUCAAGUGCACAGGCGGUUCUCCGGACGGGCGUGCGCGUGCCAGCGGACGUUUCAACUGCGCCGGCAUUUGCGCCGUGUCAGGUGACACCACUCCGCUUCCUGCUACGGCUCCACCCCGUGUCCACAGAUGAACGACCGCACACGAGCACCGCCGCCGCCACGCUCGUGUUCCUCGCCGCACACCAAGACGAGCUGCUCGCCAGACUCGCCGUGCUGCUGUCGUCUGCAGUCAACGCCGUGGACUCCAUCAUGGUGCAGGAGCCGGUGGAUGACAGCACGUUUGUUGUGCUGUUUACCGUGUCAUCGUGGAAGGACAUCACCUCGGACGCGCAGUGGCAGUCGGUCCUCUUGUCCUCGCUCGUGGGCGAAACCGUGUCGCUCGCACGCGGAUAUGUUGGUCGCAGCAGCACAGAGACGACACCAAGCGGCGCUCCCUGCACCUGCAGCACGUGUGCUACUGCUGCAACUUGCACUGACGACGCAAGCGGCACUGCUGUCACAUGCCCGUGCGAGGGGACAUACGAUGGUGUUGGCACGUUUGAGAUUGGCGGCGUGCACAUGCCAGACCUCCCUGUUGUGUCGGUCACCUUGCCUGCGCCAACAACUGCGACUGAUGGCAACAGUGAUGCAACGGCUGUGCGGCACACGGAAUUCAACAUUGACAUUGCAGCUGCGCCCGCUGUUGUUGGUGUUGGCGGUGAUGGAGAAGAUUUUGGACCACCAUCUCGAUGGAUUGUUCACCAAGACGUGUAUCCCCCUGAAAUGGCUUUCACCGCCGCACCCUCCAUCACCACUCUGCCGCAGCAGCAGCAGCAGCAGCAUGUUGUUAGCAUCAACGCAUCCCUCUUCUCCCUCGAUGCUCCAAGCGGUGACGGCUUUUCGCACGCCACGUGCAACCUCACGCGCGUAUGCCGCGCCACUGAUGCAAUCUGUACGGCUGAACGCAUCGUGCACGCAGACCCGUGCGGGCGAUUGCAUGAUGACUUGGCGGCUGCCGUGUCUGUGGAUGUGCAGCUGCAAGCGGAGGAGGAUGCGAUGGUUGCUGGCCGGUACCGCCUCGCAGUUUCGGGCGUGGAUGUGUCUGGAAAUGUGGGGGAGCCGGCCACGUGGGUCUUUGUGUGGCCGUUGCGUGAUGAGAACGCAAAUGCAACAGACGCCGACACCCCAUCAUCACUGGCUGCUGAUGAUGUCACUGUGAGGGAGGCCGUGUGGUACGGCAGCCACCUCCACCUCGCUUUCACUUCCUCUCGCCUGGUGGAUCAACCGUUUGCAUGCGCCAACACCACCUCAACAACAACACUUGCGCGAACAGACACCCCCAUCGCUUUCUCGCCCUGCUCAAGCCCACUGCGCAUUGCUGCUGACGUUGCUGCGAGUGCUGGGUUUCGGCUGUUUAUUUCCGCCUCCGAUGCGUCGACAGCAACGCCGGCCGACAGCCGCUGCUUUCGCUUCGCCCAGCCAGCACAAGCCAGCACAGCCAACAACGCAACCACAACAACAGCACCCACGACUGCAACCACAGCCACAGCAACAACUUCACCGAGCGUACCAGCGUCAUCGUCGUCAGGGACAUGCACGCUUGUGUCAGACAUCGCCAACUUGACUGCCAUUGUGCUGGAGGCAUCAGCAACACCACCACCGCCACCACCAGCACCCGUGGAGCAAGCGGCAUCAUGCAACAGCCAGGCCGCAGCAGCCCGCGGUCUGCUUGGGUUUGGCGUGUUCCUGCUCAUUGCCACGCUGGCGCUGUUUGGGUGGCUUGUUGUGCGCCGUCGCCGCCUGCCUGCAGAGUUCAUUCCCCCGCCGAAGCUGCGUUCGCGCAAGGCGUUCCACAACCCCGCUUUCCAGACGGAUCUCAAGCACAGCCGCCCUGCGUCGUCGGCGUCCACGCGUAUGGGGUCGAGGGCUGCAUCAACGACGAGUCUGGGCAGCGUUGGCAGGCGCAUGCAGUCACCGAGUUAUGUCAGCACGACAAGCAACAGGGGAACGCCCGUGGUUGUCGAGAAGAUUUUGCCCAAGCGCAAGCAGACGCUCACGCCAGGCCUGCGCACCCCAACACAGCAACACCAGCAACACCAGCAGCAACACCAGUGGUCCCCGCCGUGA